AUGGCUUCGGCGGCGAUAUUCUCAUCGCUGCGGCGGCGAAGGUCGCCUUCUUUGGAGGCGUUUUUAGCUCCGGUAGACCUCUCCGACGUGGCGCUUGUACAAAUCCUAGUCUCAGUCACCGCCGAGAUAGCUUCGUCCUUCUCUGACAAGUUCUUCUCAUUCCAGAAGAGGAAUUCGAGGUCCCUGGUGCGAAAAGUCGAGAUCUUUCUCGUGCUUUUGGAGUAUUUGAGGGACUCCGGGUCGGCUCUGCCAUGGACGGCCGUCAUCUGCUUGAAAGAGCUCUACCUGCUCCUGUAUAGAUCCAAAAUUCUUCUCGAUUACUGCGCCCAGUCCAGUAAGUUAUGGCUUUUGCUUCAGAAUCAACCAAUUUCAGGUCAUUUUCAUGAUUUGAAUAAAGAAAUUUCGACCCUUUUGGACGUUUUUCCCAUGGAGGACGUUGAAUUGGGUGAGGAUGUGAGAGAGCAGAUUGAGCUGUUGCAGAGACAGGCCAGGAGGGCGAAACUGUUCAUCGAUGAAGGAGAUGAGGAGUUGAGGGUUAAGUUCUUUUCGUUCCUUGACGAGUUUGAGAAGGGUCGGGUUCCCGACUCGGCCGAUUUGUGGUUGUUUUUUGCAGAGCGAUUGGGGAUUCGAGAUGCCAAGAGUUGUCGAAAUGAAAUUGAGUUCUUGGAGGAGCAGAUUAUAAAUCACGAAGGGGAUGUUGAACCCACCGUUUCGGUGCUUAAUGGGUUUGUGGCAUUCACUCGAUAUUGCAGGUUUUUGCUUUUCGGGUUUGAAGAAGAUGAAGUGGAAUUGGGGAUUGGGAACAAUCAGAGGAAGCCUAGAAAAGGUUUGAUCACUCAAGAAAUUGCUGAGACUUUUAUAACGAUUCCAAAGGACUUUUGCUGCCCCAUAUCAUUGGAUUUGAUGAGAGAGCCGGUGAUUGUCUCAACAGGACAGACAUAUGAUCGAAGUUCUAUUUCGAGGUGGUUGGAAGAAGGGCAUUGUACUUGUCCAAAGACAGGACAAAUGCUGCCCAACGCACGCCUUGUUCCUAAUCGGGCGUUGAGGAAUUUGAUAAUGCAAUGGUGCACUGCUUACGGAAUUCCUUAUGACCCUCCAGAGUGCACAGAAGCUUCUGCAGAAAGCUUUGCAGCUGCUUCUCCCUCUAAGGCUGCACUUGCUGCCAACAAAGCAACCGCAGGGCUUCUAAUCCAACGGCUGGAAGAUGGAUCACCAUGUGCACAAACUAUAGCUGCUCGUGAGAUUCGUUUGUUGGCCAAAACAGGAAGAGAAAAUCGUGCUUUCAUUGCGGAAGCUGGGGCGAUUCCCCAUCUAUGUAAGUUACUAUCAUCUCCAAACUCUGUUGCCCAAGAGAAUUCUGUAACUGCAAUGCUGAACUUAUCGAUAUAUGAUAAGAACAAAAGCCGGAUUAUGGAUGAAGGGUGUUUGGGAUCCAUUGUUGAUGUUCUGAGGUUUGGGCACACAACUGAGGCAAGGGAGAAUGCUGCAGCAACUUUGUUUAGUCUAUCUGCAGUUCAUGACUAUAAGAAGAGAAUAGCAGAUGCGGAAGGAGCAAUUGAAGCCUUGGCAGGGCUGUUGAGAGAGGGUACCCCAAGAGGAAAGAAGGAUGCUGUGACAGCUUUGUUUAACCUGUCAACUCACACAGAAAAUUGUGCGAGAAUGGUUGAGGCAGGGGCUGUGACAGCACUUGUAAGCGCAUUGGGAAAUGAAGGAGUUGCUGAGGAAGCAGCAGGUGCAUUGGCCUUGGUUGUUAGGCAGCCGACUGGGGCUAAAGCAGUGGGGAAAGAAGACACGGCAGUGGCAGGUUUGGUAGGGAUGAUGCGUUGUGGGACUCCAAGGGGUAAAGAAAAUGCAGUUGCAGCUUUGCUUGAGUUGUGCCGGAGUGGUGGAGCUGCUGCCACUGAAAGGGUAGUUAAGGCACCAGCUUUGGCUGGGUUGCUGCAGACAUUGCUUUUUACUGGUACAAAGCGGGCAAGAAGAAAGGCAGCAUCUCUUGCUAGAGUGUUCCAAAGGUGUGAGAAUGCUGCAGCAAUGCAUUUUGGUGGUCUUGGUGUAGGAUAUGCAUUUGCAGGUAACUCAGCUGCAAAUAGAGAUUCGAGUUUCGCCAGUGAUGUCGCAGUGCCAAUGUCCAUUUCAGUGCCUGUUUUAUAG
Prunus armeniaca (apricot) is the source of this 2151-nucleotide messenger RNA. Lineage: Eukaryota; Viridiplantae; Streptophyta; Magnoliopsida; Rosales; Rosaceae. The record is from the annotation of a GenBank genome assembly.